AUGAACGGGAAUAUGAAUACUUUAUUUGUGCACGGUGGCCGUUCUCUGCGCAUCCAUUUUGACAGUACUCGAAUAACAGCACUUGCAAUCCGACAGUUGAGCUGGACAGUCGAGCAAGCAGGUGGAGCUAUAGUCGAUCAGCCUUCCAACGCGGAUGUCCUGGUGGUAGAUCCCGCCGCGCCUUGGGUCUUCCAAGACUUUCUCAAACCGAGGAGGCCCGAGCUCAGACCUAGCGUUGUGUUGGCCUUUUGGAUCCCUCUAUGUUUAACAACUCGAAGUUUGGUUUGGGUGAACCAUGCACAUUGGGAGCAGGUGGUCAUACCUUCCGAGCGGUCACCUCGUUCAGGAGUACCUCAAGGCAUCACUGCUUAUAGUUCGUUUCUGGCCGGAAUUACGUACGGAAAGAAUGCCCCGCCCCCCACCAAGGCUGUACCUCGCUCGUCGAUUGUACGAGAACGAGACAGCUCCGUCGUUUCUCAUCUCGAUAAUUCUGAUCUUGAAGUCUCACAAUCCCUGGAACCUGGUGUCCUAUCAGACAAUGAAUCUGUUGUCCCUCUUCGUAAAUCUAGUCACCCCGUAGUUCUCGAGAAAAAAUCCUGGACCUCUUUACCUCCGAUUGAUGCUUCUCACGAACGACCAACCGAGAAGGAUGAAGACGAAGUUUCUCGAAUUCUUCCUGCGUGCGAUGACUCUUUACCUCUUGAGGAUGUCAACAUGCCACCCGCCUCUCCCAUAUCCGGGUCGGCGCAACAGUGUCUGAUGGAAUCUGCAUUAAGAAACGUGGCGCCUUCAAGCUCCUCAGCCUCUCUGACCGAGCCGGCAAAGAAACCGCCCCCGAUUAUUCCAGAAGCUCCUAUCACCCAAUCUCAAAAUUCUCCUCAUCCUUCACCUUCACGAAAAGACAUACCACAACCACCUGCCGCCUCGCCUCUAACUCCGGCAACCGUUACCGUGGAGUCUGGUACAUUGGACGAGCCGAAUUCGAUACAGCUUGCUGGGGCGGAGCCGCCAACUGUGCCACCACGUUCGUUAACGAAACCCACCUCUGCUCAAUUCCCAGAGACGGUUGCUAAUGCCAAAGAGGCGCGCGUUUCUCCAGCCUUGGAUUCUAGCUCCUUUCCUGUUUCUAAACAUCCUAAUAGUGUACCACUCGAGUUCAGUUCCCAUAACUCGAACGCCACAAAGGAUGAAACUUUAGCAGAUGCAAAUGUGACAUCCAACGAAAGAAGUGAGCCGACUAUCGUUGCACAACCUUCAGACCCGCCUAAUGGAUUAUCGAGGACGCGAGCCGUACUACCUAACGAAACAAAUACACACAGUAAACCGGCAGAACCUACCACAUCUGCUGCCUCGUCUGUAGAAACCCCGUCAACCAAACGCCGUGCGUCGGCCUCUAAUACACCCAAUAACCCGGCGUCCGCUCUGAAGACUUCUGCCACGACUGGACUCAGGUAUAUCCCAGAGCAGUCGUCCGGAAUACAGAGCUCGAAGGCCUCUCCCUCAAAUUUAGCCAGGGUCAAACGAAAACAUAAAAUACGCCCUGCUCCGCAAGAAGAGAACGAUUCAGUUGCGUCGACUUCGUCACCGCGAGCGAGUCUCCCGAAAUCAAAGCUUAACAUUCAGUCUAGCCCGAACGGAACGAACGGAAAACCGCGCCCAUCCACUGUCGCUAAAACGAAUAAAGUGGCUCCACCUGUCAAGUCCAGCCAAAAAUCGAGUCUUGCACGCAGCCCAGAAGGCUCCACGGGCCCGUUUUCAGCUUCGUUGAUCCCGACUCCUGCUAGGGCUACCACGACUGAUACACCCCAUACCGCGCCUGGAUCUACUCUCUCCCGCCCGAAAGAAAUGAUAGUCCGAGUGAAGACCACUUCUACAAAGAACCCAACCCAGCAGAUCGCUUUGGUGCCCCCGGUCCUAAAAAGAGGACCGGCCUCAGCAGACCGUUCCGAAGACGAUGACGAUGACGAUGACGGAGGUGACGAUGACGAAGAUGGUAGCGGCGGUGAUAGUGAUAAUGACAGAGGCGAGGAUGGGCAUACAAACGGAGAUGGCAAUAGCGAUGGCGAUGAGGUCAAAGACAAGUAUGAGGAUGAGGAUGAAGUCGUUAUUAUAGAUAAUCCUCCCCCCAGACCCCCUGUUCCUACACUUGAACAACAGGCCGCUUUGGAUGCGAAACGACCUGCCUGGACGAAAGAAGAAGACCGGUACAUUAUUGACUACAUGAACUGGGUAUUCGCACAGGAUCCAUCAGCCUCGACUUCAGAAAUUAUGAGAGAGAUCGCAGCCAAUGUGAGUUUCUGCACCUUAUUCGGCAUUCUUCUCCGGCUUGUUGGCCGUUUCAACACGGUCCUGCACCGAAUGUCCUCGCCCCUGAGCUCGUCAACUAAUGGAACUUUGCAGUGUCCAUACCGACCUGCCAACAAUUGGCAGAAACGGUUCUCGUCCAAGGAAGACUCGAUCUACAUGAACGAAGUCCCCAUCCUCUUUGAGCGUCUUACGAACAAGACUUCUGGCGGGUCGAGCAGCAGAAACCGUAAUAAGACUUUGGAGAUUUUGAGUGGGACAAGGACAAGGGCGGGGAAUACAAGGGGCCCAAGGACGAGUGAUAUCGUGGUUUUAUCUGACGACGAAAGUACAUCUGGUGAUGAUGGUGGGUACAGCCCACCUCGUAAACGGUCCCGGUAUUCGCGGUCAAGCGCACGGCGAAGGUCCGACCGACUGGGUUGA
This is a messenger RNA of Rhizoctonia solani, 2727 nucleotides long. RefSeq lists its product as uncharacterized. Bases 1 to 2727 code for a protein of 908 amino acids. Lineage: Eukaryota; Fungi; Basidiomycota; Agaricomycetes; Cantharellales; Ceratobasidiaceae. The transcript has 3 exons. The record is from RefSeq and is a predicted model, not a curated record.